UCUGUCUGUGUUCUUACCUUAGAAAUGGCAAAUAAAAUGAAAUGAAAUACAUAUUACCCUUAAUAUACAUGCACUGAAUUGUGUUUUGGUAAAUGGUUGAAACAAAUGUUGAAUUGAAUUGAAUGACCACCAAAAGGGGGAGGGCCAUGCAUCCCACUCUGACCCCGCCCCCUUACCCAACAGGUAAGGAGGUACUGUUAAGAACUAAGUGUCCCCUUCAGAAAGUGGGGCCACCCAAUGCACUCUGGAUUUAUAUGUACUGAAUAUAUAAAAUAGUGGGCUACAAUUGAUACCCAAGAACUGAGGAAACAAAACAUGUUGACAAUGUGGGAGUGGAUCAUUUCAUAUUGAAGUCAACUUUUGAUACUUUUAUCCAUUCAUAUAGGUUCAACAAAAAACGUGUCUCAUCAAGUGGUCAAGAUGGCAUCUAAUGUCACAGCUCAAUCAGUGUUGCAGAAGAUUAGUGUGGAUCAUCUAGAAUGCUCCAUCUGCACCAACCAUUUCAGGCAGCCCAAACUGCUGGACUGUUUGCAUAGUUUUUGUCUGCAAUGCCUCCACGGUCUGAGACAGAGCCAAGAUCCUAGUGGUACCGGUACAAAGCUGCAAUGUCCUCUAUGCAGACGUGAAACCAUGUUGAAAGGGUCUGGGGUUGCUGAUCUCCCUAAUAACUUUGCAUUCAGUGCCCUGGUGGAGGAAGUUACAAUGCAGAAAAAGCUACUGGAAGGUCAAGGGUCAGACAUCAAAUGUCAAGCCUGUGAUGAGGAAAAUCAGGCAAUUUCAAGAUGCAUGGAUUGUGAUCAUUUCCUCUGUCAAGAAUGUCAAAAGGCUCAUGGACGUAUGACUGUCAUGAAAACUCAUAAAAUCUAUACAAUGGCUCAACUUCGUUCAGGAGAGAUUGUCUACAAGAGUAAACUUAGAGAAGAAGUUCCCAAAUGUGGCGAGCAUCCAGAUCAGAAUCUGAAUGUCUACUGCAACUUAUGUGAGCAAAUCAUAUGCAUAACUUGCUCUGUACUUGAUCAUGCAAAACACUCACUCAUUGGAUUAACUGAGGCUGCAGAGAAAUGUAAGAAGAAGGUCACAGAAAUGGUUCAAAAAAGUGAGAGCAGAAAAACAGAAUUGAGCACAACCAUAGAAGAGACCUCAAAAUCUCAAAAAGAGCUGGACACCAUGUUUGCCAACACUCAAAACAAAAUCUCCAAAAAGGCUCAACAAGAGAUUACAAAGUUCAAGCAGGAGAUUGCAAAGAUCCAAAAGGAAGAACAGAAAUUGUUGAAAGAAACAGACAUGAUUUAUAAAGACAAACUCAAAGCUCUUGAAGCUGCUCAAGCAACCAACAGCAAAGAGGUGUCACAGACAGAGCACAAGCUGGAGGAGGUCAAACAACUCAUGAAUCAAGCAAGUUGCUACGAGAUUCUUGAACUUCAGCAGAAACUCUUGCAUAACCUUAGUGAAUUGACAGGGAAACAGCCACAGCAAGUUCCUGACAACUUUAACUUCAUGGACUUUGAAGAAGGUGAGAGGUCACUUGGGAGACUCAUUCUGGAGGAGCCACGGGCUGCAGAAAAGCUAAAGCUAAGACCUGCAAGAUCAUGUGUGAAGGAGAAAUGGGAACUGAAGACUGAAGUCAAGAACUUUGAAUUACCAAAUGCAUUUAUAACACAUGUUGAAGCACUCUCCAACAAUAAAGUAAUGGCACUCUCUAUUAAAUCAAACAUAUUAUUCCAUAAAACCAAUAUGUCACCUACCAUACAUCCAAUCAUCACAGUCUCACUGCCGGGAAGUCAACAUGAGAGAACUCCAAUUCCACAAAGGCUGCAAAUCAAUGGCCUCACCAAUGUAAUGUGUAUUGCAGUGAGCAAGGAUGACAAGCUCCUUGCUCUAGAUGGUCCAGUAGUCAAGGUCUUCAACAAGCAACAUCAGCUCCUCCAUCAGUUCACACCAGGUAGAGGGUCAGACAGCCAACCAACAUGCCUUGCAGUGGAUGACAGCAAUCUGAUAGCAGUGGCUUACAAAGGCAAGAAUGAGAUAUCUCUACACAACCCAGAUGGAUCCCUCAUCAGGAGACUGCCUGCUCCUAGGAUUGCAAAUUGUCUGACAAUGUACAAUCAGUGCCUUAUCUACUCAUGCUACCCAACAUGGUUCAACAAAAUGUUGUUAUGUGUAGACUACUAUGGUGCCAGUGUAUUCUCAGUAGACAUGACCAGUAUGCAGAGGGGUUUGUUCCCUAGUGGUGUGUGCUGUGACAGUGAUGGCAGCAUCUAUGUUGCUGUGUGCGGACAUCCAACAGGUGACAUUCUGCAUUACAGUCCUGAUGGCAAGUACAUUGGAUGUGUCAUCAAGGGAUGUGGUUCUCCACGUGGCAUCACAUUCACAUCAGAUGGUGAUCUGGUAGUGGCUGCAGGACAGUCUGUAAAGGUCUAUCACCGAGUGUAAGGACAGAUUAAUUAAACUGGGGCUAUCCAGUGUAUCCACCAACCACUUGCAU
Messenger RNA from Patiria miniata (bat star), 2485 nucleotides. RefSeq names its product E3 ubiquitin-protein ligase TRIM71-like. The record is from RefSeq and is a predicted model, not a curated record. The transcript has a single exon. Gene Ontology annotation, cellular component: chromatin; nucleoplasm. The coding region runs from base 421 to 2433 and encodes 670 amino acids. NCBI's taxonomy places the organism in Eukaryota, Metazoa, Echinodermata, Asteroidea, Valvatida, Asterinidae. Gene Ontology annotation, biological process: positive regulation of DNA-templated transcription. Gene Ontology annotation, molecular function: zinc ion binding; ubiquitin-protein transferase activity.